Messenger RNA from Ostrinia furnacalis (Asian corn borer), 1339 nucleotides. Its product is annotated as pantothenate kinase 4. Gene Ontology annotation, biological process: coenzyme A biosynthetic process. Gene Ontology annotation, molecular function: ATP binding; pantothenate kinase activity. The coding region runs from base 187 to 1257 and encodes 356 amino acids. The record is from RefSeq and is a predicted model, not a curated record. Gene Ontology annotation, cellular component: nucleus; cytosol. Lineage: Eukaryota; Metazoa; Arthropoda; Insecta; Lepidoptera; Crambidae. The transcript has 5 exons.
GCCAUGUCUGACAUUUGUCUGUGACUGUGUAUCAAAUUAUCUUGCUUGUUUGGUUGGACGAGAAAUUUUGAUAAGAUAAAAUUAUUAUGAACAUUUGCAUAAUGAUAAAGUAUUGCGAUGGUGUAAGAAAUUAGUAAAUAAGAUAUAUGCAGCAUUGCUGAUUGUGUUAGUUUCACUAUUGACAGGAUGGAACAUUUUGGGCUCUCGCAUAUUUUAUACGAGCCAGAUAAAUAUAAUCCAGACACUUUGGACCUGCUAGUCGACGAAGAAGCAAGGGAAUAUUGGCUUAAUACAUGUGAGAAACUGGUAGAAAAAUAUGUUAAUUUUGCAUUGGCUAACACCGAAGAUCCAACGGUAGAAAUAAGAGCUCUUAAAUUUAAGACCUGCUAUGUAGAAGCUCUAAAAGAACUUCGAAUCAAUCCCCUUGCUCAUGGGCAGUUGACUAUUCGAUUGCUCUUGGACAUCAACGAAACAUGCCUACGUUCUCAGGGAUUUUUUGACCUAUGGAAACAACAAAAGAAAUAUGAAAAUGAAGGAGCACUCACAUCACUUAGUUCACGAUUGGCAGAAAUUGAUGCUAUAUCGGACGAUAAACAACGUUGGACUGAACUGUGCAGAGGAGUAUUGGCAGGCAAUAUGUUUGAUUGGGGAGCUCAAGCAGUAACUGAUAUAUUAGAUUGUGGUCUUUACGAAGCUUUGCAAAAGAUUCAGAAGAGACCAUGGCUCUAUGAUGGACUAGACAAAUGGCUUGAAAAGCUCGAGAAAACAGUACAUCAUUGUGCUGCUGUGUUUGUGGAUAAUAGUGGAGUUGACAUAGUACUGGGCAUAUUGCCAUUUGUUAGAGCGUUACUACUCAGAGGGACAUCUGUGAUUCUUUGUGCCAACGAGUGGCCAGCACUGAAUGAUGUUACCAAUGUUGAAUUGGAAGAUAUUUUGCAGCGUGCUUCAAUAAUUUGUCCAGUAUUGGCAGCCUCAUUGGCUACUGGAGAUUUAGUAGUUCGAUCAAGCGGACAAAGGGGUCCAUGCCUUGACCUCAGAACAAUAAGUGUUGGUUUAUGCACCGAAAUGAAAGUGCGUGGUGUGGAUUUAAUUGUAUUAGAAGGAAUGGGCAGAUCUCUUCAUACAAAUUUAAAUGCACGUUUAGCUGUAGAUUCACUAAAACUGGCAGUAGUAAAAAAUGCUUGGCUAGCUCAAAGGCUUGGUGGACCACUAUUCUCAGUCAUUUUUAUUUAUGAGGAAAAGCCUACUCAAUCCUAACUGAAUUUACUGAAAAUGAGUCGAAAACAAAUACAUAAUACACCUACAUACUAAUAAUUUUCCAGUAUUCUUUAAAGUAAGC